AUGGUGUCUAUAUUAAGCCUCUUCAUACACCUCAGUCUUGCAGCUCUUGCUGCUGUGACUUGCCAGGCAGCCGCUGUUGAAGGCCGCACAUUAUCUGAGCGUGCCUCUUCCAGUGACCGUCUGGUGUUUGCUCACUUUAUGAUCGGUAUCGUCGCCAACAGACAAAGCUCUGCCGACUAUGAUGACGAUAUGAAGCGUGCAAAGGCUGCCGGAAUUGACGCUUUUGCACUUAACAUUGGUGUUGACACUUAUACAGACGUGCAGCUUGAUUAUGCGUACGACUCUGCUAACCGCAAUGGCAUGAAGGUUUUCAUCUCAUUUGACUUUCACUUUUGGAAGACGGACAAUGCAGCUGGCGUUGGUGAGAAGAUUAAGAAAUACGGCGGUCGUGCAGCUCAGCUACGCGUCGAUGACAGGGUCUUUGUCUCCAGUUUUGCGGGUGACGGACUUGACGCCAACGCUGUAAGAAGUGCUUCCGGAUCCAACAUCUUCUUCGUCCCCAACUUCACUCCAUCGGGCAGUUCGACCAACGGUAUUGACGGGGCCUUGAAUUGGAUGGGCUGGCCUCACGAUGGCAACAAUAAGGCGCCCAAGAAUGGGAAGAGCGUCAGCGUUGCCGACGGGGAUAGCAGCUACGCAAACUGGCUUGGUAGUAAGAAGUACAUGGCUCUGACUGACAUCGACUCAGCUGUAUCACCCUGGUUCUUCACCCACUAUGGACCCGAAGUCGACUGGGCAAAGAACUGGGUCUUCCCUAGCGGCUCUCUCUUCUUUGACCGCUGGAACCAGGUCUUGCAAAGAGGGUUCGACAUGAUCGAGAUCCUCACUUGGAACGAUUACGGCGAGUCUCACUACAUCGGCCCUCUCAAGUCCAAGCACAACGACGAUGGAGCAUCCAAGUGGGCCAAUGAUAUGCCGCACAAUGGCUGGCUGGACCUCUGUACGCCCUUCAUCGCCGCAUACAAAGCGAAAGACACCAACGUCGCUAAGUACAUCGAGAAGGACCAGCUUGUCUACUGGUACCGCCGUAACCUCAAGAGCCUUGACUGUGACGCUACCGAUACAACUUCCGGCAGGUCGCCGCCGAAACCGAACGAGAACUACUUCCAGGGCCGCCCUGAUGGAUGGGAAUCUAUGGAAGAUGUUGUAUACGUUGUCAGCUUGCUCAAGUCCGCCGGGACCGUGGUUGUCAACUCUGGAGGCAACAGUGUCACAAAGGAGGUCCCCGCAGGAGCAACUCUGAUCAAGGUCAACGCUGGAGUCGGAAAGCAGACAUUGACCCUCAAACGUGGCGGUAGCAAUGUCUUGUCAGAGACGUCUCUCAUGGACAUCACAAACGUCUGCCCCUGCGGCUUGUACAACUUCAACGCCUACGUGGGAACCGUUGCUGCCAGCUUUUCAGACCCCCUCGACAGCAACGGUCUUGCAUCUUUAACUGUCGGACUUCGCGUUGCGACGUGUGAUCCCAAGCCCUCUCUUGGCAGCAACGCGGCCUCGCCGACGCAACCAAACAACCCGCCUGCGGUGACUAAUCCAAGUAACGGCCAGGCUUGCAUAGAGGGCACUGUGGCAGAUGGCGAGAGUGGAAACCUUACCGGCCUCUGCGAGUUUACCUGUAUGUACAAUUACUGCCCUCCGGCCCAAUGCAAGUGUAAGUCGUAUGGCUCGCCCUUGUCGCCCCCGGCCACAAAUGGCCGUGAGGGUUGCCCUGCUGGUGGGCUGGACGACGGCUAUAAGGGAUUGUGCAGCUAUACUUGCAACCAUGGGUAUUGCCCUCCUGCCGCAUGUAAAUAUUGCUAG
Messenger RNA from Fusarium venenatum, 1800 nucleotides. The record is from RefSeq and is a predicted model, not a curated record. Lineage: Eukaryota; Fungi; Ascomycota; Sordariomycetes; Hypocreales; Nectriaceae.